This is a messenger RNA of Pistacia vera, 1143 nucleotides long. RefSeq names its product heat stress transcription factor C-1. The transcript is spliced from 2 exons. Gene Ontology annotation, biological process: regulation of transcription by RNA polymerase II. Gene Ontology annotation, cellular component: nucleus. The coding region runs from base 118 to 1053 and encodes 311 amino acids. The record is from RefSeq and is a predicted model, not a curated record. Lineage: Eukaryota; Viridiplantae; Streptophyta; Magnoliopsida; Sapindales; Anacardiaceae. Gene Ontology annotation, molecular function: DNA-binding transcription factor activity; RNA polymerase II cis-regulatory region sequence-specific DNA binding.
AAAAAACUGCCCUUUUUUAAUCACAUUACACAAGUAAGAGCAGCCAACUUUUCAAAACGCAGGGAGAGAGAAAAAAAGGAGGUUAACUUGAGGAGGUGCAUAGCAAUAGUAUAUGGGAUGGAGUCCAACAACGUAAUCGCACCGUUCGUUAUGAAGACUUAUAUGAUGGUCAAUGAUCCAACGUCUGAUAUGUUAAUCACCUGGGGUAGAGCCAACAACAGCUUCAUCGUUGUCGAACCUUUGGAUUUCUCACAGAGGGUCUUACCGGCAUACUUCAAGCACAACAAUUUCUCUAGCUUUGUUCGUCAACUCAAUACUUAUGGUUUUAAAAAGGUGGAUCCGGAUAGAUGGGAAUUUGCGAACGAGUGGUUUCUUCGAGGCCAAAAGCACUUACUGAAGAACAUAGUAAGGAGAAAGCACAGUAAAAGUCCGUACAUGCUGGCGAAAAGUGAAGAUUUUGACGAUGAAGAAAUAAUCAUGGAGAUAGAAAGGUUAAAGCAAGAACAGAAGUCGUUAGAGGAAGAGCUCCAAGGGAUGAACAAGCGUUUAGAAGCCACGGAGAGACGGCCGCAACAGAUGAUGGCUUUUCUUUACAAAGUCGUUGAAGACCCUGACCUUCUUCCUCGCAUGGUAAUUGAAAAAGAACGAAGCAAGAAACAACUGGGUGAAAAAAAGAGACGGCUGAUGAUUUCUUCAUCACCGUCUUCUUCUUCAGGCAUGGGUUUAUCAAGUUCAAUAAAGUCUGAAGAGGACGAAGUGGGAACCCUGGGAGUAAUAUCAUCACCGGAUUCAGGCUUUGAUAUUGAUCAUAACAUGUGUCAAUCAUCACCAUCACCGUCACCAGAAAAUUCAAUAGAAUGGUUAGGGCAAAGACAACUAAAUUAUGGGUGUGCAGCGUUUCCUACUGCCAUUUCGGCGGUUCCGGCAAGCGCUGGUUUUGGAAAUCCUAUGGCGGUGUCGAGGCCAGGAAAUAGUAUCUCUUAUUUUGGAGAAAUGGUGGAGGCAAGUCCACCACCACCUUAUCCAUUUUCGCUGUUAGAAGGUGGCUUUUAGUUCCUUAUCACAAGAAUUAUGUUGGAUUCUACCUCUUGUAUUAAUUUUUUUUUUUUUUUUUUUUUUGCUCUUUUUCCUUUUCGUUUUAUA